UAAUAACCUCUCUCUCUUUUUCUCUCAUUUUCUUUCUUCUUUCUUUCAAAACAUAAAAACCUCUCUCUUUCUCUUAAAUUCCUUCUUCAUCAAAAGCAAAAAAAACGAAAUCUUUCUAUCAUUCUCAUUAUCUUCUUCUACUUCAAAAGCUAAAACCUUUAUCUUCAAAAAGUUAAUCAUCUCUCUUUCUCUUUAUCAUUCUCAUUCUCAUUCUCCAAAACCUAAAAGCACUUAUUUUCUUCUACUACUUCAAGAGCUAAAACCUUUCAAAGUACUUUUAACUUCCUCUUUUUCUUUUUUUUUUUUUUUCUUGCCAAUGGAAAAAAGAUUCAAACUAAGAUUCUCACGCCUAUUCCAAUCCUCAUUCUUCUCUUGUCGCUCCAAGAAAAAUUCCGACAUCCUUAUUACUCAAAAACCCAUUUCCAAACCCUUAAUUUCUCCAAAACCCCCUCAACUUUCCUCUAAUUACACACCCAAACUCCCCCUUAAUCCUUCCCAUUUUCAAUUCCCUCCCCCACCUGCCUCUUCUCCCAUCAUUUCCCCACCUCUUUCCCAUCUCAACGAUUGUUUAUCACGACACAAAAGCAAAACCAAAAUCAAGAGAAGAAAGAAUCCACCUUCUCGGCCUGCACCACCACCACCACCGCGGCUGCCGGAGGAGGACUUCGGUGGCGCGUGGUGGUAUGGUGGACAUGACGAUACAGAGGAUGAAACAGAGACUCUGUUUUCUUCACGGAGUUUAACGUCGGAUUCCUCCGUGUCACGCCGCCGUCAUCGUCAGCGACAUGGUCGCCGGAGACCUCCGGAGAGGAAAAUGAGAGAUGGGUUCUUUGCGGUAGUGAAAAACUCGUCGGAUCCGUACAAGGAUUUUAAGGCGUCGAUGGCGGAAAUGGUGGUUGAGAAGAAGAUUUUUGGAGGGAAAGAGUUGGAAGAGCUUUUACAAUGCUUUAUUUCACUCAAUUCUCGUCAUUAUCAUAAAGUGAUUUUUGAAGUUUAUUCGGAGAUUAAAGAAGCUCUCUUUUUUCUCUGAUCUUUAGGUUUUGAAAAAAAAUUAGUUUAGGGUUUGUUUAUGUAAAAGAGAUUAUUAAAUCUAUAUCUAACGAAGUUAUUUCUAA
This is a messenger RNA of Cucumis melo (muskmelon), 1115 nucleotides long. RefSeq names its product transcription repressor OFP8-like. The coding region runs from base 317 to 1030 and encodes 237 amino acids. The record is from RefSeq and is a predicted model, not a curated record. Gene Ontology annotation, biological process: negative regulation of DNA-templated transcription. NCBI's taxonomy places the organism in Eukaryota, Viridiplantae, Streptophyta, Magnoliopsida, Cucurbitales, Cucurbitaceae. The transcript has a single exon.